Messenger RNA from Nannizzia gypsea CBS 118893, 258 nucleotides. RefSeq lists its product as hypothetical. Bases 40 to 258 code for a protein of 72 amino acids. The transcript is spliced from 2 exons. Lineage: Eukaryota; Fungi; Ascomycota; Eurotiomycetes; Onygenales; Arthrodermataceae. The record is from RefSeq and is a predicted model, not a curated record.
CCGGCCUCCUUAACCACGCCACCGUCUGUCUAUCUUACAAUGAACCAGCCCACGGUCAUUCUUCGAACCUCGCUUCGGCGGUUUUCUGCUCAAGCACCAAGGCCAGAGACCAGGGCCCAGCGAUAUCUGGCCGCGUCGUGCAUUGUCUCUGGAGUCCUGCUGCCGUUUAUCCCGCCGGCGCUGGAGAGCUCGAGGAGGAGGAAGCUGGACGAGCCUCCGCAAGAUACUUAUCCUCCUCUCUGCUUCCAUUCUCGCUGA